This is a messenger RNA of Adineta ricciae, 1509 nucleotides long. The record is from the annotation of a GenBank genome assembly. NCBI's taxonomy places the organism in Eukaryota, Metazoa, Rotifera, Eurotatoria, Adinetida, Adinetidae.
AUGAGUGGCUAUCCAUACGGAAAUCAAGGUAGCGGCUAUCCAUCACCUUAUGGUGCAGGCAACAGUGGAUAUCCAAAUUAUCCACCCAAUAAUAAUUAUCAAUCGGCUCCACCAUCAAUACCAAUGUAUGGUAAUAAUCAAUCAUGUACUCCCCCAUACGGCGCACCUACUCCUCAUGUACCUGGUGCUUAUGAUUAUUCGACACCAUCUUAUGGUAUUAAUCAGAUGCCAGGUGGUUCUUUCGGUUACGGUGGUGGAAAUAACUAUCAACCACCAGUACAACAACAACAAUAUGGAGGAUAUGGAAAUUCACAAUAUCAAGCACCCUAUCCAUCAGAUCAGCCAUCAUCAUCAUCAGGUGGAAUGUAUCCAAAUAUAUCGAUGCCAACGCCUUCAUUGAAUUAUAGCGAAAGUGCAGGAGCUUUUUCAUAUCAGCCUUCUGCUCCUCCUCCUCAUCAGCUCCAAGCAACUUAUUCACAAGCACCACAACAGCUACCCCCGUCUGUUUUGCUCGCUAGCUUGGAGCAAUAUCAGGGCACAGUGUUUCCAGCGCCCACUUUCAAUGUUGAGGCUGAUUGCCAAGCAUUAGCUGGAGCAAUGCGAGGUGCAGGCACUAAUGAACGUGCCCUGAUCGAUAUUAUUGCUAAUCGGUCAAACGCACAACGUCAACAAAUCAAAACGCAGUACAAAUCAAUGUACGGUGUGGACCUAAUCAAACAAUUGGGUGGAGAAUUGAGCGGGCAUUUUAAAGAAACGAUCACAGCUCUUUUUGAUUCACCAGCAAAUUUCGAUGCUUGGUCGCUACAUGAAGCGUUUAGAAGAUGCAAGGAAGGCACAUUACGUGAAAUCUUACUGACAAGAACCAAUAGUGAAAUACGAGAAAUUGUCGAAGCAUAUAGACAAUUGUACAGGAAGGAAUUAGAAAAGGACCUCGGUAGUCAUGUCCGUGGGACGGAUUUUAAACGAAUUCUGAUUUCAGCUGUUCAGGCAAAUCGAGAUGAACUCACUCCACAACAAAUUCAGCAGGCGCGUCAAUCGGGAAUCGAAAGCGUUAUUGAUCGUAAUCGUGCUCGGCAAGAUGCGGAUGAUUUGUACAAGGCUGGUGCUGCUAAAUGGGGAACAGAUGAACGAACAUUCAAUGCUAUAUUUUCCCAACGUUCAUAUUAUCAACUCCGCGCCGUUUUCGAAGAAUACCAAAAAAAAUACCGACAAGACAUGGCUCAAGUGAUUCGCUCGGAGUUUUCUGGCAAUGCCAAAGAUGCGUAUCUCGUUCUUAUCGCCUGUAUCCGAGAUCGACCAACGUUUUUCGCCGAACGCCUUCAUCAAGCUAUCGAAGGUUUAGGAACGAGAGAUUCGACACUUAUUCGUGUGAUAGUCACACGAUCAGAAAUCGAUUUGGCACAAGUCAAACAAAGAUAUCAACAAAUGUAUAAUCGCUCCCUAGCUCAAGACGUAAGCGGAGAUACAUCCGGUGAUUAUAAACGUAUGCUUCUAUCGAUUGUUAAAUAA